Carlito syrichta (Philippine tarsier) is the source of this 742-nucleotide messenger RNA. RefSeq names its product transmembrane 4 L six family member 20 (gene TM4SF20). The transcript has 4 exons. Gene Ontology annotation, cellular component: membrane. The record is from RefSeq and is a predicted model, not a curated record. Lineage: Eukaryota; Metazoa; Chordata; Mammalia; Primates; Tarsiidae. Bases 34 to 708 code for a protein of 224 amino acids.
UUUGACAAGGUCUCUACUGACCCAGGGGUGACCAUGACCUGCUGUGAAGGAUGGACAUCCUGCAAUGGAUUCUGUUUGCUGGUUCUGCUUAUACUGGGGAUAGUUCUCAAUGCAGUGCCUCUAAUUGUCAACUUUGUUGAGGAAGACAAACUUUUUCAAAAUCCCAUCUCUUGCUUUGAAUGGUGGCUCCCAGGAAUUAUAGGAGCAGGUCUGAUGGUUAUUCCAGCAACAAUGAUGUCCUUGGCAGCAAGAAAGAGAGCGUGCUGCAACAACAAAACCGGAAUGCUUCUUUCAUCAUUUUUAAAUGUGAUCACAGUCAUUGGUGCUGUGUAUUGCAUGUUGAUCUCUAUCCAGGCUCUCUCAGAAGGUCCUCUCAUAUGUAACUCUCCAGGCAACAGUACUGCCAACUGUGAAUUUUCAUUGAAAAAUAUCAGUGACAUUCAUCCAGAAUCCUUCAACCUGCAGUGGUUCUUCAAUAACUCUUGUGGUUUCAAUUACCCCACCAGCAAUGAUAUGGCCAAUGACUGGAGUAAACCUCUUUUGAACUUCGACCCUGAAGAAAACAAAUAUAAGAUUAUCCACCUCUCGGUAUUUUUAGGUCUGUUGCUUGUUGGAAUUCUUGAGCUCCUGUUUGGGCUCAGUCAGAUACUCAUUGGUUUCCUUGGCUGUCUGUGUGGCGUCUCUAAGCAAAGAGGCCAAAUUGUGUAAUUUAAUAGUAAUAAAAUGGAGCUAUCAGUAGUUU